UUUUGCCAAUGGGUUUUUCGAAACUUGCUUGCUUUUUCGAUCGUUUUUUUUUCAAGUUAUUAAUUAUUUGUGUUCUCCAUCAUCUUUAAUUGAUAAUGCCAGGUUGUGCAGUAAUCAAUUGCAAAAACUCUGCCAAGAAAGGCUUCCUGAUGAAGCAUUUCCCUAAGGAUCCGUCAAGGAGAAAACAGUGGAUAAUCAACAUGAAAAGAGACAACUGGAAUCCUACCAAGUAUUCUUGCUUAUGCGAAGUGCAUUUCGCUCCAGAAGCAUGGGAAAAAACAAGGGUAGACGGCAAGAGGGUUUUGAAAGUCUCUGCAGUUCCCACAAUUUUUGCUCCCAAAGAGAGAAAACCCAUUUCCCCCAAAAAAUCUGAACUGAUAUCCAAAGAAGAGCCUAAUGCAAAUAAUGCCUAUAGUUCCAAACACUCAGGGCUAAUAGAAAAGAUUAAAGCAGAAACUACUAAACUUUUUGAACACCUUACAAAUAAAUGUGAUGAAAGUGUAUUAUUUCAUGUUUUGGGAACAAUUAAGAACUUAAAUAAUCUAUUAGAAGUUUCUUAUAAGAACGACCACGAAAGACAAGAUUUAUCUGCUCUUCAAUCAAAGAAACCUGAUGAUAAAAGAAUUACCGAACAAAGAGUAAUAUUUUCAUCUAAGAGAAGACACACAAUGAGGAAAAAGUUGAUAUCAAGGCCAUCCCAGAAGAAUACUUCGAUAAUAAAGAGCAACCCCAUUAAGCUAGGUUGUAUAUUGGAAAAUAUCAAUAAUGACCAUAAUUAUUUUAGAAAAAAAGUCUAAAUAGUAUUCUAAGAGUAAGCUUGUACUACAUGAAGGUUUAAGUUUAUUUAAAUCAAGGUAUGUAUAUUUGUAAAUAAAAAUCAUCUUAUUCA
Coccinella septempunctata (seven-spotted ladybird) is the source of this 889-nucleotide messenger RNA. RefSeq names its product THAP domain-containing protein 5-like. The record is from RefSeq and is a predicted model, not a curated record. The coding region runs from base 96 to 797 and encodes 233 amino acids. NCBI's taxonomy places the organism in Eukaryota, Metazoa, Arthropoda, Insecta, Coleoptera, Coccinellidae. The transcript has 3 exons.